UUACUUUUGGUUCACACCCCUGGCUGUAUUGCUAUGACAGGGAGGGAUAGAGAGAGAGAGAGGGAGAGAAAGAGAGAGAGAGAGAAUGUGUGAGAGUGGGGAGGGUUAGUGAGUAUAAAACCCUCAGUCUGAGAAAACGCCUCUGCAAACAUACCCUGUCUCUCCACCUCUCCUCUACAUCUGCUGCGCUCUCUCUCUCUCUCUCUUUCACUCGCUGUCCUUCACUCUCAUGCGCACACUCACUCGCUCACUUCACCCUCUCUUUCUCUUUGCUGCCUCUGCCAUCCCUCAUUCUUUUCAUUAUCAUGUGCAAUUCCCUCUACCAGGCAAUGGGAUCAACUUUUUGGAAGAGCGUGUGAGUGCAUGUGCAUGCAUGUGUGUGUAUGUAUGUGUGGACUGAGUGUGUGAGCGAGCGGAUGUGGGAUCUGUGUGAGACCUCUCUCCUGCCAGCCCAACGCAUCCAGUGAGCCAGCUAAGCAAACCAGACGUGAACGGAGCUGGGCAACUGUGCGAGAGUUUGUGUAUGUGGGUCUCUUUCUCCCUCACGCACUCCUCCAAUCACCUGGGAUCCUAGGGUUUGUCGCCUAUCCCCCGGACCCCCUGCACCCCUCUAUCUAUCUGUCUCUCUCUGCGGGUCUCCUCUUCUUCAGCAGUCACCAUUUCGGCUCCCGGCAGACCCACGCUGGCUGCCCAGCCACUCCCGCGCCUCAGCCUGGGCAGGAAGACCCUGGUGGCGGCCGCCGUUGGGGUCAUGCUGGUGCUGGUGCUGGUGGUGCUAAUCCCCGUGCUGGUCAGCUCCGUGAGCAAUGACAACAGCCACUACGAGAUGCUGGGUACCUGUCGAAUGGUGUGCGACCCUUACCAGAACAAGGGCACCACCACGGGCAUCACCAGCACAGGCUCUUCUGUGCAGGCCGAGGCCGAGGCUUUGGCCGACCACAGCAACAUGCCUCCACCCUCCACGCUCCUCCAGGGGCCACAGGGGAAGCCGGGCCGGCCGGGCAAACCCGGACCUCCGGGGCCACCGGGGGAGCCAGGGCCCCCGGGUCCGAUGGGGCCUCCGGGGGACAGGGGCCGAAGCGGGGUUUUGAGCCUGGGCGAUGACGGAGCUAUCAGCACAGUUACGUACAACACACACCCAAGAGUGGCUUUCUACGCUGGACUGAAGAAUCCGCACGAGGGCUAUGAGAUUCUCAAGUUUGAUGAUGUAGUCACCAACCUUGGCAACAAUUAUGAUGGCAGUGCAGGCAAGUUUAUCUGCAGUGUACCUGGCACGUAUUUCUUUAUCUACCACGUUCUGAUGAGAGGUGGUGAUGGAACCAGCAUGUGGGCUGACCUGUGCAAAAACGGACAGGUACGUGCCAGUGCGAUCGCUCAAGACGCUGAUCAGAACUAUGACUACGCCUCUAACAGUGUGAUCCUACAUCUAGACGCUGGUGAUGAAGUCUACAUCAAAUUGGAUGGUGGCAAAGCCCACGGGGGCAACAACAACAAAUACAGCACCUUCUCCGGCUUCAUUCUUUACGCUGACUGAACAAGUGAGAGGAGAGAAACAGAAGUGGCAAAGAGACGUACAGAAAAGAAAGAUGGAGCAUUUAUCAUCCCAAUUCUUUAUUUUACAAGAAUUUCUCCAUUGCUUUGACACAUACUUGAGUGCCAGUUUUCACAGCUGAAAAAGUUUCAUCCGACUGAAAUGACAGACUCAGUGGAACGAGAGUUCAGUAGAUUCACUUUGAAUCGCAUUGAUGAUGGAAGAAAGACAAGGAAAUAAACAAGUUAUCCAAUUGUGUUUUUCUCUCAUGUGUUGAAAAGACAGUUUGUCUUUCUUGUUUUAAGAUUUCAGGAGUGACUGGCAUAGAUCUCGUCCUUCUUCACUGUGUGUGUAAGACUCUCACCUGCAGAAAUCUAUUGUGAAAAAAAAUAUCCCUAAUCCUCCCCAACUGUGGAAGAAAUGAUGUUAAUUUGAUGGCUUGGGUUAAAAUCGAACAACUAAACAAAAAGUAAUGUAGUUAAUUAAUUACAAAGCUUGCGUGCGUUCGAUUUCUCUGUACUUCUACAUUGGGCAGAGCUCCCCCUGUUGGCUAUUGAUGGUCACUGGGUUUGUUUUGCAUUAUUUGGUAUGUGUUGUAAUCUGUUGGCACUGCAGUGCUUGAUAACCUUUGUGGGUGAAUGUUGCUCCUUACAAGUAUAUGAAACAACUGAACCUGCUACCAUAUUUCCAUGAAGUACUACCAAUGUCAAUUAGCACUAAACCCUAAACUCCCCUCUCUCGCAAUCUUUACCCCCUGCAUCCCUGAAGAAACAGUUGUGAUAUUUAGUACGACAGCACUUUUGCUGUUCCCAUCUGAGAAGUACAAGUCAUUUUACUUUUGAUUCAAAGAAAUAUUUGCAAGGUGGUGGGUAUGUGGGGAGAAAUAAAGGACAGAGAAAAGUCGAGGGGCUUCACCUGUCACUUAGUCAGCAGUGAGAAUAUUUAUGCGACAGUAUUUUAUUCUUAUUGGGCGAAUGAAUGUGUGCAAAUGAGAUUUAUUUGUGAGCGUGCAUGUGCGUAUGUGUGUGCGUGUGUGUAUCCAACACCAGAGCAUGAACUGUAUUUUGUCUUUGCCACAUUAUUGGUUUGACAAAUGUUCUAUACUUUAGCCAGUCAAUGAUGUGAUAUAGAGCCAAUGAGAUUGCAUCAGACACGUUUAGCUAAGCCUCUACAGAGAAGAUAUACAAGAAAUAACCAAGUUGUAAAUUAAAUAAAUCUAUGCUAUGUUUGUCAGUCCUACUCUAUCUUUUGGAAAUGUUGAAUAAAUUUAAAUAACAAAUGGGA
Misgurnus anguillicaudatus (oriental weatherfish) is the source of this 2815-nucleotide messenger RNA. RefSeq names its product complement component 1, q subcomponent-like 1-like 2 (gene c1ql1l2). The record is from RefSeq and is a predicted model, not a curated record. Gene Ontology annotation, molecular function: protein binding. NCBI's taxonomy places the organism in Eukaryota, Metazoa, Chordata, Actinopteri, Cypriniformes, Cobitidae.